Messenger RNA from Gorilla gorilla gorilla (western lowland gorilla), 6108 nucleotides. It is a transcript of the gene ALG1L1P, whose product is annotated as Putative glycosyltransferase ALG1-like. The record is from RefSeq and is a predicted model, not a curated record. NCBI's taxonomy places the organism in Eukaryota, Metazoa, Chordata, Mammalia, Primates, Hominidae. Gene Ontology annotation, molecular function: mannosyltransferase activity. The coding region runs from base 5124 to 5840 and encodes 238 amino acids. Gene Ontology annotation, cellular component: endoplasmic reticulum. The transcript has 8 exons.
UGACAUAAUGCAUUACCUUUUGUGUAGAAAAACAGGAAAAAAUAGGCAUUUGUUUUUACCUGCAUCCAAUAUCUUGGGAGUUAUGCCAGAAACAGUUAAUCACGGUUGCCUCUGGGGAGAGAAACUGAGUAUCUGGGGGACAGAGCAAGAAGGGACACUUUCCAUAGUAUACUAUUUUAUAUCUUAAUAACUUUAUAUCAGAUAAAUAUAAUCUCUAUUCAAAAUAAUUUUAAAUAAACAUGAGUUAAAGUCCCUGAUUCCCCCUAGUUCCACCCUCCAGAUAUAGUCACUUUUGGCAGUUUCUUUUAUAAUUUCUCUUGACAUAUUUACAUAUUUCAUCUCAAGAUAGCUUUGAACAGUAACUACCAAACUUUCUGAAGUUAUAUAUUCUAUUACAUGCUUGAAUAUGUGCUCCAUCCUUCUAAGAAUGUCACUGAGAAUAUAUUUUUUAAAAAUUGGGUUGAUAAGAGUUAUACUUCUUGAGAUAACUUGGAUUAUGAUGGAGGGUCAUGAAGCCAGCAGUGAGAACCAACAAUGUAGGAAAUAAGACCUUGUGUAACAUCACACCACUGGUCUCUGCAUCACACUCUCAGGGUCCUUCCCUUUGGUAUAUCUAUGUCAAUGUCCUCGCUGGAAUUAUAAUAAAAAAUCCAAGCCAUGACACUAUAAUACUACACCCUGGAUCGAGUCCAAAAACAACUACCACAAUUAUUCUUUCAAAAAAAAAUUUUUUUUUUGAGACAGAGUUUCGCUCUUUAUUUUGCCCAGGCUAGAGUGCAAUGGCGCAAUCUCAGCUCACCGCAACCUCCACCUCCUGGGUUCAAGCAAUUCUCCUACCUCAGCCUCCCGAGUAGCUGGGAUUACAGGCGUGCGCCACCUUGCCUGGCUAAUUUUGUAUUUUUUAGUAGAGUCAGGAUUUCUCCAUGUUGGCCAGGCUGGUUUUGAACUCCCGACCUCAAGUGAUCCGCCUGCCUCAACCUUCCAAAGUUGCUGGGAUUACAGGCAUGAGCCACCGCACCCGGCUGAAAAAAAAUUUUUUUAAAGUACACUGUCUAAGGUACAUGUCUGGCAUAACUAUAAGAUUAUAUAUGGCGUUUCUCAAAAAAAUAUACACAAGGCUAUAUUAUAGGAAAUCUGGUAAAGAAAAUUACCCAUGAUAAAAGCACCUUGAGACAGUAGCUAUCAUAUUGGAACAAUUCCUCUCCCUUUUUUUUGUAGUUUCUACUAUGAAAUAAUAGAACAAAGAAGUCCUAUAUAUGCUUCACUCAGAUUCCGUGACCCUUGACACUUUCCAUUUUCCAUGUUCUCUCUCAAUAUAUAUACACAGCAUUACUUUUUGCCUGAACCAUUAGAGUUAAGUUGCAGAUAUACUACUCCUUUAUGCCUAAAUAGUUCCUAAAAACAAGGCCAUUCUCUAAUAUAACCACAGUAUAAUUAUCAAAACCAGGAAAUUAACAUUGAUACAGAAUUAUGAUCUAAUGUUUAGACCUUAUUCGCAUGUUGCCAAUUAUCCCAAUACUGUCCUUUACCAAAAAAAAAAAAAAAAAAAGAAUCCCCCUGGUUCACGCCAAAUCCAGGAUCACAUGUUGCAUUAAAUUGUCAUAGCUCUUUAGUCUCCUUUAAUCUAUAACAGUUCCUCAGGCUGUCAUUCAUUGUCUGUUAUAACCUUGACAUAUUUAAAGAGACUAAGCCAGUUAUUUUGUACAGUGUCCCUCUGGACAUUUAGAUUUGUCUGAUGUUUACCUAUGAUUAGACACAGGUCAUGCAUUUUUGGCAGGAAUCCACAAAAGAGGUAUGUUCUUCUCAAUACAAUAAAUAGACACAUGUCAGUUUGUCCCAUUAUUGAUGAUGUAAACUUUAUUACCUAAGAUGGCGUCUGCCAGGUUUUUUAUUGUAGUUUCUACUUUUAUCUUUGUAGUUGUUAAGCAUUUUGUGAAGAGACACUUUGAGACUAUAUAGAUAUCCCAAUCAUCAAACUUUCACCCCAUAGUUUUAGCAUCCAUUGAUGAUUCUUGGCUGAAUCAAUUGUUUGACAAAUGGUGAUUUUCUAACUAUGUAAUUCCUUCUACAUUUAUUAGUUGGCAUUCAACUUUAGGGAAGCACUUUUUCUUUCUUCCUUGUUAGUGGGGACUCACUGAUUCCUAUUUUCUUCAGUGGGUUAUGAUCCCUUAUUAUCACUUUAUUUUGAUGCUCAAAUUGUCUCAAAUUUGGUCACUGGGAGCCCCUUGAAGUUGACUCCUGUAUCAUUUUAACAUGCCCCCAUCACUUUUUGAGCCAUUCCUUACUUUCUACAACAAGGUGCUGCCAGUUCAUCUUUUUUUUUUUUUUAAUAAUUGCCACAAGGGUAUUUAAAAUGAGAUCUACCUUCUCAACAAAAUGUAGUAUUAACUAUAGACAUGAUAUUGUACAGCAGAUCUCAAGAAUUUCUUCAUCUCACAUAAAUGUAACUUUAUACUCGCUGAAUAGCAACGCCAUCUCUCUCUUCUGACAGCCCCUAGCAACCACCAUUCUAUUCUGUUUCUAUGAGUUUUAACUAUUUUAGAUACUUUUUAUAAGUAAAAUCAUGCAGUAUUUGUCCUUCGGUGACUAGCUUAUUUCACUUAGCAUAAUCUCUUCAAGGUUCAUCUCUGUUAUUGCAUAUGACAGCUAUUUCCUUCUUUUUAAAGGUUGAAUAAUAGUCCAUUGUAUGUAUAUACCAUAUUUUAUAUAUUCAUCUGUAGAUAGACAUUUACGUUGUUCCUACAUCUUGGCUAUUGUGAAUAGUGCUGCAAUGAACACAAGAGUGCAAAUAUCUCUUCUAUAUCCUGAUGUCAAUUCUUUUGGAUAAAUGCCCAGAAGUAGAAUUGCUGGGUGAUAUAGUUCUAUUUUUAAUUUGGUGAGGAAUCUCCAUAUUGUUUUCCAUAGUGGCUAUACCAUUUUACAUUCCCACUGACAGUGUACAAGGGUUCCAAUUCUUCCAAAUCCUUGCCAAUACUUGUUUUUGUUUUUUCAAUAAGUCAUCCUAACAGGUGUUAGGUGAUAGCUCAUUGUGGUUUUAAUUUGCAUUUCCUUGAUGAUUAGUGAUGUUGAGCAUCUUUUUAUAUACCUGUUGGUCCUCUGUACGUCUUCUUUGGAAAAAUGUCUAUUCAAAUCCUUUUUUCAUUUUUUAACCAGGUCAUGUGUUGUUCUGCUUUUGAAUUACAGAAAUUCCUUAUAUGUAUUUUGGAUAUUAAUUAUUUAUCAGAUACAUGGCUUGGAUUUCUCCCAUUCUGUAGAUUGCCUUUUCACUCCAUUAAUCAUUUCCCGUGCUGUGCAGAAGCUUUUUAGUUUGAUGUAUCCAUGCUCUUGUUAUAUUACCCCUGCUCAGCCCUGGAGUUGGUCAUUUCUCCAAGACACCAUGACUCCUGAGUGGACAGUGGUACUUGGAAACCAAGAUCUAGGUACUAGAUGUGUUCUUUGCUAUUGGGGCUUCCAAUCUUUUUUCAUAUGCUUUUUUUACUUAGUCAUAUUAACUAGAUAUUUGCAAUUUUGAAUCUUGUGUUUUCUACUUUUAAAUCUUUUUCAUAUUAAUACUCAAAAAUGUUUAAUGGUUGUAUAAUAUUUCUUUCAGUGGAAAUAAUAUAAUAUGGUCUUGGUUUGUUUCAUAUUUUUCAUAAUUAAAAAAACCUGGAAUAAACCUUUCUACCUCUUGAAAAUAGCCUUCUCAUAUUUAGGAUUAAAAGGAAAAUUAUUUGGUGAAAGGUUAUUGGCAAUUUAAUAACUCUUGAUACAAACUGCAAAGCUGCCCUCCAAAAGGAGUGUCCUGAUCACAAUACAGGAGAAUCAGUUUGCUUUAUUUUACACUUACUUCUAUGGGGUUAUUAUCAUUAAACUUUUAAUUUUGCUAUUUGAGAAUCAUAUAAGCAUUUCUUAGUAGUCAUAUCUCCUACCAAGAAGUACAAGAUAAUACUGCCCUUGUAGAAUGACUUAGAGUGUACUAAGGUCUUUCAUUUCCACUUAAUCCAUACCCUGUUAUUAUUUCUGUGAGGUAGGAACCUAAAUUUCAGAAAAGUGGUUUGUUCAAAGUCAUACAUCUACUAGGUAAAAUGUCUAAAAGAAGAAUGGACUCUGGCAUCAGCUUUGUGAGUCUGAAUCUUGAUUCCACAGCUGUGUAACCGUUAGGAAGUUAUUUGAACCCUCCAGCCCUCAAUUUCCUCAUGUGUAAAAGACGGAUAAUGGUACCUACCUCAUAAGGAUAUUGCGACUACGAAAUGGGUUAUUCUAUGUAAUACAUAAAAGCACUUAGAGUAGUAUCUGCCACAUAAGUCCUAUCUAAAUGUCAGCUGCUGUUAUCAUUAAGACGGUGGCAAACUACGUGUUUUCAAGGGAACUAAAUUCUGUUGCAUGUCUACGCCAAUUGUGUGAUGGAUGUUUUUACCGGGUUCUCUCAUUUAACCUUCCCAAUUCUUUGAGACAGAAUUUUAUGCUUGUUUCUGCCUAUUUUGCAGCUUAGGAAUAGUAAGUUCCGAGAAGUAAAAAGUAGUGGAAUCCCAAUGUGCAAAUAACUGAAGCUAGGAGAGCUUAAGUCACUGGACCCAGCGGCGAAGGCUGGGACUUGAACCCGGGCCUGACCCGAAAGCCGGCGCUCUAGAGGGCUACGACGAUUUAAACAGAAACAUAUCUAGAGACCAAGCGGCUGUGUUACGAAGGUAAGAUUAGGUGUUUCCUGCACCUCUGUCCCAGCACUUAAAUGUCGCCGCACGGUCUCUUUUUUUCGAGCAGAGUUUUACAAGUUUCUGGCCCGAAAACCCCCCUGUCCCUCUCCAUCCCCACAGUGGACUCCUCAGGUCCUCAGCCCUCACCCGGCCCAGUCGAGAUCCGGACAUGACCAUCUCUCGCAGCCUCAGAGAAGCCCAGACCGAGGUAAGUGAAGCCUCACAGUAAAAACAAUUAACCGCCGUGGGCUCCCGGACCUUCUUGGCACGCCCCCCGAGCUUCCGCUUCCGGAAAGGAUCACGCCGAAGGCCGCACUUCAUAGUCUCCGACGCACCUCCAAGCCCUUUCUCCUGCUCUAGGCCCAGCGCCUUGGACGUGCACAGUAGAUCCCUCCCAGCUUCCCGGCUUCCCGUCUCGUCACCCUCUGCUCAGAACCUGAGGACCCAGCCAUGGAGCGGUCGGCCUUCAUGGAGCUGGAUGCUGGGAGCAGGCUGGUGAUGCGUCUCCGCGAGCGGCCAGCCCUGCUGGUCAGCAGCACGGGCUGGACAGAGGACGAAGACUUCUUCAUCCUGCUGGCAGCUUUAGAAAAGUUUGAACAACUGACUCUUGAUGGACACAACCUUCCUUCUCUCGUCUGUGUGAUAACAGGCAAAGGGCCUCUGACGGAGUAUUACAGCCGCCUCAUCCACCAGAAGCAUUUCCAGCACAUCCAGGUCUGCACCCCCUGGCUGGAGGCCGAGGACUACCCCCUGCUUCUAGGGUCGGUGGACCUGGGUGUCUGUCUGCACACGUCCUCCAGUGGCCUGGACCUGCCCAUGAAGGUGGUGGACAUGUUUGGGUGCUGUUUGCCUGUGUGUGCCGUGAACUUCAAGUGUUUACAUGAGCUGGGGAAACAUGAAGAAAAUGGCCUGGUCUUUGAGGACUCAGAGGAACUGGCAGCUCAGCUGCAGAUGCUUUUCUCAAACUUUCCUGAUCCUGCGGGCAAGCUAAACCAGUUCCGGAAGAACCUGCGGGAGUCGCAGCAGCUCCGAUGGGAUGAGAGCUGGGUGCAGACUGUGCUCCCUUUGGUUAUGGACACACAACUCCUGGGCCAGAGGCUAAAACCCCGGGACCCCUGCUGUCCUUCCCGCAGCUUCUUCUCAGAGUCUCAGGGCAAACCCUUUUGAGCAGCGCCUCCCAGUGGCCAGAAGCUGAAAUGACGGCAGUGGUGCUGCCUGGUGAAUGAAUUGGUUCUGUGACCCGGGAAGCUGCGCUUGGCUCUGAUUUCUUUUCUGGAGGCUCGGAAACACUUCCUGUCUUCUUCUGUUCUUCACACCCCAUGCCCCUGCUAGUGUAUUACUGUUCUGUGACUUCCCUGUGACCUCUGCAGUACUCCUCAUCCUGCGUUUGGUCUCCAGGUGUCACCUUUCUGCCGUGUUCCUAACAUUUUGAUUC